Messenger RNA from Dromaius novaehollandiae (emu), 6113 nucleotides. Its product is annotated as protein mono-ADP-ribosyltransferase PARP14-like. The transcript has 16 exons. Gene Ontology annotation, molecular function: NAD+ poly-ADP-ribosyltransferase activity; transcription corepressor activity; NAD+-protein mono-ADP-ribosyltransferase activity. The record is from RefSeq and is a predicted model, not a curated record. The coding region runs from base 82 to 5562 and encodes 1826 amino acids. Gene Ontology annotation, cellular component: nucleus; cytoplasm. NCBI's taxonomy places the organism in Eukaryota, Metazoa, Chordata, Aves, Casuariiformes, Dromaiidae. Gene Ontology annotation, biological process: negative regulation of gene expression; protein poly-ADP-ribosylation.
CGGCACCGCGCCCCGCGCUGCCGGGAAACGAAAGCGAAAGGCGCCGGGGCCGGAGGGCGGCGGUCGCGCGGCGGAGCGGCCAUGGCCGGGCAGCAGCCGGGCGCCUUCCCGCUGCUGGUGCGCGGCGACUGGGGCGCCGCCGAGCCGCCGGGCGCCCUGCGGAAGAAGCUGCUCUGCUACUUCCAGAGCCAGAAGCGCUCGGGCGGCGGCGAGUGCGAGCUGCGAGCGGCGCCGGCGCCCGGGCACCUCCUCGUCUGCUUCGCUCGCCGCGACGUGAGGCAGCGAGUUCUUCAGAGACAGACUCAUGAGCUGGAUUUGGGAGAAAAGGGGAAGUUGAGGCUGCUUGUCACGGAGCCUGAAACAGCAGCAACCACUGAAAAGGGGACAUCUGAGAAAAAAUUAGUUCCCACAAAGGAGAAUAGAAAAUGGGAAGCCUCGCAGGCGACGGAGAGUUUUGUUCCAAAUACUGAGCUGCAGGAGAAGUCAUGCCCUGUGGAGAAUGUUGCAGAGCGCUCCGCAGGGACCUCGCCAUCGGUGGUCCUCGAAAACGUGCAGCACUUCAAUGCAAAAUGCUUAUGUAUGCUGUUGGAGAACAUCAGUGGCCUAACAACAAAUGAUGACUUCCAUGUGGAAAUGAUACCUGAAAUAAAUGCUGCCGUGGUUACCUUCAUGAAAAGUAGCGAUGCUGAAGAAUUUGUCAAAAAAUGUGCAGAAAACAAACGAAUUAAGAAAUUUAAAAUUACUGCCAGGCUUCUUGAAGUGACCCACAGCAUCAAGGCUGAAAACAUACCGGCUAGAGUUUCUACAGACUAUAUCACUGUUUACUUUGAGAGUGCGUGCAACGGAGGUGGGCCUGUGUCGGACGUCCGGCUCCUGCCUGAGGAGUGCUCGGCCAUCGUUACCUUCUGCAGUCCCAAAGAUUUAAGCACUGUCUUGGAAAAGCAGCAUUCACUUGAACGGACGCCAAUUUUCGUGCAUCCAUAUUACCAUUCCCUGGGAACAGCUCUCUAUGGAGAGGAAAGACCAAGUGUCAAGAUGCCGGACCCCUUUGGGGUGCCGCUGGAUCCCUACAUCUGGCAGUUUUUACAAAGGCAGGACAAACUGAUCCAAAAAAUAAACCAGGAAAUGGCAGUUUGCCACUGUGAUGUGAAAUGGCCGCAGACCGGUUGUGCACACCCAGAGAUUACGUUGUGUCCCUCAUCAUCCCUCUCUGAGCAGAAAAAGCCGAUGAUUCAGUUGAUCAAAACAUGGAAGCAAGACGCUUCUGCGGAGCUCUCGCGCAUCAUGUCCUGCUACACAGCCAUAAAGUGUCAAGUAAAUUCAGCGGAAUGGGAAGACGUGAAAGCCAGACUGAUGAAAGAUGUUGCUUUGAUUGUAACGGAUGCUUCUGAGGAGAUGGUGGUGAUCGCUGGCGACAGAGCAGCUGUGCACAGUGCAGAGAAAGAAGUGAGGGAGUGCAUGGAAAAAGCCAUGAAAGACAGAAAAAGGCAAAACCAGAGUAUAGAAAUUUCUGUGUCAGUGAUGCCAGGGAAGUAUGCAGUUUUGCACAAUGCUGGGCUAGAAGAGAAUAUUUACAAAGAAUAUCCAUGCUUAAAGAUCUUUUAUGAUGAUACCAAAAAAACUAUCCAGUUGUGUGGAUUACCUGUGGAGGUGUAUAAAAUUAAAGCUGACUUACUGGAAAAGGUACUGAACAUGCCAUAUAAAUCAGUUAACAUUGCUCCCCAUGUUUUCCGAUAUCUACAGCGUGUAGAUAAUAAAACAAUAUCAGAGAGAUUAUUUACUUCAGAAAAAAUUAAGGCUUUUUAUGAGCUUAAGGAUGAUACUGUAGUGCUGUUUGGAGACUCUCCUAAAGAUCUUUUAGAUGCAGAAAAGCAAAUAAACACAGAUUUAGACUAUAAGUGUAUUGAUCUGGAGGACUCUGAAGUCAUUAAAAAGGAGGAGUGGAAGAGUCUUGUCAUCUUAUCGUGUGAGAAGUACAAUUAUUCCCAGAAAACUGUAAUAAUUGAUGAACCUGUUGGAAAAGAAAACAAAGUGAUCAUUACUGGCUUUUCUAAAGCUGUAGCAGAAGUUUAUCAGAACAUUUUUGAUUUUAUAGAUAGAAACACGCAAGUGGAAGAAGUAAUCCCAGCUAAGUCAGUGGCAGUAGUGCAGUUCAUAGAGAAGGAAAAAUCCAGUGUUUAUCUUGAAUUCAGGAAGAAAGGUGUGACAGUAUGUUUUGGCACCAAGGUACCACGUAUUUCUCUGAGCGGACCAAAAGCAGAAGUGCUAAAGGCAGUCACCACAUUUCAGCAAAUUCUCUCCUCACUGUGCUGUAAUAAUGUGCUAAUUGAUAAACCAGGAGCCAAAGAGUUUUUCACAGAGAGGAAAGAUACGUAUGUUUUGGAGGCAAAGCAGAAAUACAACUGUUUGAUUAGGCUAAAAGUAGAAGAACAAGAACAAAAAGGUGAAAAAGUUGAUAAUAAAGGGGAAAGAGAGCUCUGCUAUGAGGAAACCCUGGAAAGUGGAGUUGUAAUAGCUGUCUAUAAAGGUAACUUGUGUAAUUAUCCAGUGGAUGUUGUGGUAAAUGUAUCAAGUGAAGACUCAAAACCACUUGGUGGGCUUGCUGGGGCCCUUCUACAAGCAGCUGGUCCAGACCUGCAAAGAGAGUGUGAGCAGCUUGUGGAAAAGUAUGGGCGCCUGCAGCCUGGAUGUGCCAUCAUCACCGGCGCAGGGAAGCUCCCCUGCAAGCACGUGAUUCAUGCUGCUGGGCCCAGGUGGAGGAAAAAAGAGACAGAAAAAUGUUUGCGCUCAGUAAGGAAGACAGUGAAGAAUUGUCUGCAACUGGCCGAAACGUAUAAUCAUCGCUCCAUAGCGCUCCCUUCUAUGAGUGCUGGGAUUUCUGGCUUCACACUGCAAUCGUGUGCACAUUCAAUUGUGUCGUCCAUCAAGAAAACCUUGCAAGAAUCCAUGGGGGACAGCAGCUUGAAGGAGGUUCAUCUUGUGGAUGAUGCAGACGAAAUAGUUCGGGUUCUGAGUAAGGCAGUAAAGCAAGUGUUUACUGCUAAAUUGUCCUCCUGGACAUCGCUGCCCCAGCUCUCUAAAUUGUCCUCCUGGACAUCGCUGCCCCAGCUCUCUGACAGCCGUGACCCGAAGGAAAGCCAGAAGGCCACAAGAAAAGAGGAUCUGCAGAUGGUUACAACAAAUGAAGGACUGCGCAUCAGACUGGAGGAAAGAAAGAUUCAGGAUGCCACGACGGACGUUAUUGUCAACAGCGUGGGCAUGGAUCUGCAGCUUGGUGUGGGGCCUCUUUGCAAAGCCUUGCUGGAGAAGGCUGGACCAGGACUCCAGUUAGAGUUUGAUAAGGAAAAGCAAGGACAGGUAGCUGGUCAAGCAACUGUGCUCUGCACUGGUGGAUGCAAUCUGCCCUGCAAGUCCGUGCUUCAUGCCAUUCUUCCCACCUGGGACAAAGGAAAAGGACAAGCUCUGAAGACCCUAGAAGACAUAGUCAGUUGUUGCCUGCAGAAAACUGAAGCACUUGCACUGAAUUCGAUCACUUUCCCAGCAAUUGGAACCGGAGGAUUUGGAUUUCCCAAAUCCACCGUUGCUAAAUUAAUGUUUGACGCAGUGUUUGAGUUCAGUAGAGGUCACACUCGGAAGACUCUCCAGGAAGUUCAUUUUGUCUUGCACCCGGAUGAUACUGGUAACAUUCAGGCAUUUACCACUGAACUGGAACGUAGGGUAGCUGAGAAUCGCAGUGUGGCAGCACGACAGCAAAUUUUCAUUGAGCCUGUUACGACUAACGCAUUGGGAGUUCAUGAAAUGCAGAUUGGUUCUAUUACACUCCAAGUAAUUAAUGGAGAUAUUACUAAGGAAGACACAGAUGUUAUUGUAAACAUAUCGAAUCCAACAUUUAAUGCCACAUCAGGGGUCUUCAAAGCAAUUAUGGAUGCUGCUGGUUCCCAGGUAGAAGGAGAGUGUGCUCAGUAUGCUGGGCAGCUUCAAAGUGGCUUUGUUACUACACAAGGUGGAAAGCUGCAGUGCAGUAAAAUCAUCCACUUGAUUCACAGUCUGGAUGUGAAGAAUCAGGUCACCCAAGUGCUUCAGGAGUGUGAGCUCCGGAUGUAUGCAUCCGUGGCCUUCCCAGCAAUUGGAACAGGUCAAGCAGGACAGAGUCCAGCAAAGGUAGCUGAUAACAUGUUGGAUGCUAUAGUUGAAUUUGCAAGCAAAAAAGCAGUACAGCAUUUGAAAAAAAUUAGAAUAGUCAUCUUCCAGACAGAGAUGAACAGUAAAUUUUAUGAAAGCAUGAAGAAAAGGCAAGAGUUAGAUGCCCAUGAUUCUGAUACGGAUGAAUCUAAGUUCAUAUCAUUUUUGUUUGGCAAAAACCAAUCCACUGAGAAGAAACCACCCUUGGUUUUGGAGAAGAAAGUUGAGUUAGUCACAUUCCAAAUUUGUGGAGAAAGCCAAAAGAAUGUGGAUGAUGCCGCAUCCUGGAUAAUGAAUUUGAUUUUAAAGGAACAGUGUGAAAACAUUAUUUCAGAUGAGCUAAUUGAAAGUUUUGAUCAGAGGCAGAUUAAGACUCUGGAAGAUCUUCAGAGAAGACAACAUGUUACCAUUCAGCUUGAAAACAACCAGUCUCCCCCACACAUAAAAAUUUCUGGUAUUAGCCGGGAUGUCUAUUCUGUUUCUGUGGAAGUUCAAAAUAUGAUCCAAAAACUUAAGGAUACUCAAGAAGAACGAUUCGAGGCAGAACUUGUUUAUAACCUAGUCGAAUGGAGGUAUCUAGGAAGCAAUGGUACUUUUGUAGCUUUUGAUAAGCUGACAAAUAUGCAGCUGGAGAAUGCCAAAAUAGCUAAAAAAACACAUGUUUGUGUCAAAAUUAAGAAUACGAAUUACAAGGUGGAUCUGAACACUUUACAAGCUAACAAUGACCAAGGAACAACUAUAAGCAUUCAACGUGUGCCAAAGAAUGAAGAAAAGCAGAUGGUAGAGGUGCCGCUGGAGUGGGAAGACAUGAAGGGGGAGUGGGUCAGGGUGGUGAACCUCCUGCCGACGAGCCAGCAGUAUCUGGACGUUCAGAAAGCAUUUCGGAAAACCUGUCCCAGCUUCACCAUAGAGAAGAUUGAAAGAAUACAAAAUCCCUUCCUCUGGCAGACCUACCAAAUCAAAAAGAACUCUCUGGAUGUGAAGAACAAAAAUGAAAAUAAUGAGAAGUUGCUGUUUCACGGGACAGCGAGAUCCUCACUGAGCACCAUCAAUUGCAAUGGAUUUGAUCGUGGCUUUGCUGGAAAGAAUGCUGCCAUGAUUGGAAAUGGAACGUACUUUGCCGUCGAGGCGAAUUAUUCUGCUCAGGAUACUUAUUCCCGACCAGAUAGGAACGGCAAAAAAUACAUGUACUUGGCUCGGGUCCUCACGGGGCAAUACUGCACCGGGAGCCCAGGUCUCAUUACUGCACCACCAAAAAACCCAGCAGCUCCUACCGACCUGUACGACAGCGUGGUCGAUAAUGUGGCUCUUCCAACAAUCUUUGUCAUAUUCAAUGACAUUCAAGCAUACCCGGAGUACUUGAUUACUUUCAGAAGAUAGAAUAUUUUUCAUAUAAAGUGCCAAGGGGCUGCCGAUGAGGACUUACUUCAGACGCUCCCUCUCAGCCGGAAUAACCCUGCUCACCAGGACUAUUUUCUCAGGGAUCCACCGACAUUUGCUGCCAUUAAGAGUCCAAAAUGGACUUUGCCUUCAUUGUUUCCCCAUGAUCGUGGUCUUAGUGAUCUCCAAGGUAUAAAUUCCUAAAUUUGUAGCCGUUUCUUAGGGGUGUUCUCUGCACCACGGAAAUCAGAACUUGUGUAUGCAGAAUCUUGGCUUUUGGAAUUUUUAAGAUCAUAAAAAAACCCUCUGAUUUCUUCCAGGCAGCAUGGAAGUGUUAACCCUUGGGUAGAACUGCCCGGAGUAACCUCUGGGGCAAUCUGGGUUAGCGAGCUCAAACUCGAGCACUGGCACCUUUUUUAAGUUCUGUACACUAACAGCAUCUGUUCAGCUGAAAUGCAUCUUUGCAGCAGGACGCGUGAUGACAGCGGUAGUUUCUUGUACUGUCCCUCGAAAGCCAUAUAGGUUUGGUUCAAUAAAAGUGAUUUCCCAGA